Erpetoichthys calabaricus (reedfish) is the source of this 778-nucleotide messenger RNA. It is a transcript of the gene zswim7, whose product is annotated as zinc finger, SWIM-type containing 7. Lineage: Eukaryota; Metazoa; Chordata; Cladistia; Polypteriformes; Polypteridae. Bases 148 to 564 code for a protein of 138 amino acids. Gene Ontology annotation, cellular component: Shu complex. Gene Ontology annotation, biological process: double-strand break repair via homologous recombination. The transcript is spliced from 6 exons. Gene Ontology annotation, molecular function: zinc ion binding. The record is from RefSeq and is a predicted model, not a curated record.
ACUAAAGUCCUCUAGUGAUUGGCGCUCAAAUCGAAGUUGUUUUCCAGGUUGAGUGGCAUCGGAGCCUCCGUUUACAGAAGUGCUGCGGGUCGUGAAUGCGUUUCAAUCUUCCUUACACCCUGCAUCCCUGUUAACGGGACACAGAAAAUGACUUUAGUCUUACCAGCAGUAGCCAAGGAGAUACUUGGAGAUGUUAAGAAAGCAUAUGAGGAAACAUCAAAAAUUCCUGAUGAACUGUUACUUGCGCUGAAAUUUGUAUUUGGCCCCAUAGUUCUCUUGGCUUUAGACUUAGUGGACCAGCGUGCAGUAACUAAUGUUACAUCUCCAAGUGGAAGAAAGGUCUUUCAGGUACUAGGAAGUUCGGGGAGGCUGUACACAUGCUAUGUUGCCUGUCUGUACUGCCCCUGUCCAGCUUUUGCCUUCUCUGUGCUGCAGAGGAAUGAUGGUUUGCUGUGUAAACAUAUUCUUGCCACUCUCCUGAGUGAAGCGAUGGGACUCUGUCAGACUGCAGCUGUUUCAGACCAGCAGAUGACCGAGAUCCUACUAGAGAAGGAAGAAGACUGAUGGUAGAGGAUUGCAACAGACGAUUUCAGUGGUUAGUGGAGGCAAAGAGUAGUAUUUUGAAAGAGGUUAUUUAACCAUAAAUAAUUUUAUUUUUCUGACUGAUGAAUCCUUUACUUUUUUAUUUUGUGUUUUACAUUUGUAGUUUGUUUCUGUAAAAAAAAGUUGAAAAAAGUUUUAAUAAGAGAAGCAAGAUGUUUGAUGUAAAUCAUUAUUU